Molecule: messenger RNA, 7817 nt
Organism: Diorhabda sublineata
Lineage: Eukaryota; Metazoa; Arthropoda; Insecta; Coleoptera; Chrysomelidae
Product: AMP deaminase 2
Exons: 9
Coding region: 682-2952 (756 amino acids)
Biological process (GO): AMP metabolic process; IMP salvage
Cellular component (GO): cytosol
Molecular function (GO): AMP deaminase activity
Source: RefSeq, a predicted model, not a curated record
UGUGUUAGAUAAUGUGACGAUAAGAGGUGCGGAAAAUACGAUUAAUUACAGGGUGUUUGAGUGGCUCGGUCCACAUUAUUUUGAUUCAAUUUCAUUACAAGAACGUAGUUUAAAUUGUGGAAACUGAAUAUGAUAAACCGUUAUUAUAGUCCAUUCUUUUAUUGUUAGGUUAGGUUAGGUGCGAAGCUAUUUCAUCUGAAUGAAAGUCUUCUAUAAACUCGACGAAGAAGACGAAGAAAUUCUUAAAGCAUAUGCAAAUAAUUUCCCAAUUUAUUUUAAUAAGUGUGGACGUAUUCCAUCAUUCCAUCAUACUCAUAAAACUUAGCGCAUAAAAUUAAAAUAAAAUGGCGAUUUGACAUUCAUGAUAUUCCAAUUUUGGUGGACGAUAUUUUUUGUAUCGUCUGUGUUGAUAUUUUCAAAUGCAUAGUCAUUUAUCAAUAACUGAUUGAAUUAGCAACAGUUUUAAUGAGCCGCGAAAUUAAUAUAUUUAAAUUAAAUUCGAUUUUAUAAUUCAAAACAAUUCUGAUUAACACUACACGAUUUACCGUCUAUAUAAUUAGUAUGGAUAACGUCUUUGAUACGAUUAAUAAGAAAGCAAUUAAGGAAAUUGUAUAAAACUAGUUUUGACAGUAAAGACAACGACAUUCUUAAAUAAUCAUACGAAGUGUCAAGACAUUGGAGAUGUCUAUACAGAAAGUGGAAAAGAAAUGUUUUAGUUUGUGUUUUAAUACACCGGAUCCUAUUAGACUUUCCGAAAGCUCGAGCGGUUACGAUAGUCCUGCUGUCAGUUCAACCAGUUCACAAGGAAACGAAAGCCCUUCGUUUGCUGGAAAUCCGUCUUUUGCUAUAAAUGAACCAGAAUUACCCAAUGAACUAUCAGCUCCGUACGAAGUACCUCAAUUUCCUAUCGAACAAAUAGAAAAGAAAUUGGCCAUACAGAGACAAUUAAAUUGCAAGGUAUUAGAAGACAAACGCAGUCAAUAUGAACCUUCAGUUCAAGGUACUGCAGAAGUUGAGGAGCUUGACGAGCACGAUUUGUACGUCCCCCAUUUCCAACGGGUUUCAAUAUCCGGAGAGGAUACUAGUGGAGUUCCCCUUGAAGACUUGGAAAGAGCUGCAAAACUCAUUAUCCAAGCUUUGAAAAUUAGAAAACGCUAUAUGGAGAUGUCUUGUCAAAAUUUCUCUGCUACGGUAGGUAGAUUCUUGGAUCCGAAUAAAGAGCAACGACAACAUGAUGAGAAACAGUCGAUUGAAGACCACGGUAUUCAUCCACCCAUACAUACACCAUGGGAAGCACCCAAAAUAGGCGACACAGCACAUACUUUCAAAAACGAUCGUGGGGUUUAUAAAGUUUAUAUGAACGAAGAGGACAUGAACAACGACAAACCUUGUAACUACGAGUAUCCUGAUGUCAUUACUUUCACCGACGACUUUUACACCAUGUGUAAUAUGAUUGCCGAUGGACCAUUAAAAUCAUUCUGCUAUCGCCGUCUAACAUAUUUGUCAUCGAAAUUCCAAUUGCACGUCCUGCUCAACGAACUGAGGGAAUUGGCUUCGCAGAAAGCAGUACCACAUCGAGAUUUCUAUAAUAUACGUAAAGUAGAUACACACAUACACGCCGCAUCAUGUAUGAAUCAAAAACAUCUUUUGCGAUUCAUUAAAAAAACUUUGAAGACUAACGCCGACGAAGUAGUGUCCAUAACUAAAGAAGGACCAAUGACACUUCGUCAAGUGUUUCAGUCAAUGAACCUUACAACAUACGAUUUAACGGUUGACAUGUUAGACGUUCACGCCGAUCGUAACACUUUCCACAGAUUCGACAAAUUCAAUGCUAAAUAUAAUCCGAUAGGAGAAAGUAGACUCCGAGAAGUGUUCUUAAAAACAGAUAAUUACGCGAAAGGUAAAUACUUCGCCAAUAUUAUUAAAGAAGUUGCUAGCGACUUGGAGGAAUCCAAAUAUCAGAACGCCGAGCUCAGAUUAAGCAUAUACGGUAAGACCAAAGACGAAUGGGACAAAUUAGCUAAAUGGGCGAUAAACGAAAAUGUUUAUUCUGAUAAUGUUCGCUGGUUGAUUCAAGUGCCCCGACUUUUCGACAUUUUCAAAUCCAACAAAGUAUUGAGCUGUUUCCAAGAAGUGAUUGACAAUAUAUUCCUUCCAUUGUUCGAAGUGACUGCAAAACCAAGCUCCCAUCCUGAGCUGCACAAUUUUCUUCAGUACGUUAUUGGAUUCGAUUCAGUAGAUGACGAAAGUAAACCGGAAAAGAAUCCAUUGUUUGAUAAGGACACCGCCACUCCAGAUAAUUGGAACGACGAAGAAAAUCCUAAUUAUGCUUAUUACUUAUAUUACAUGUACGCUAAUUUAACCAUAUUGAAUCAUUUUAGAAAAGAAAAAGGACUGCAUCCUUUUGUUUUAAGACCUCAUUGUGGAGAGGCUGGACCGGUACAACAUUUGGUUUGCGGGUACAUGCUUUCCGAGAAUAUUUCUCACGGUUUAUUACUCAGAAAAGUACCAGUUUUGCAGUAUCUUUAUUAUUUAGCUCAGAUAGGUAUUGCUAUGAGUCCUUUAUCAAACAACAGUCUGUUCUUAAAUUACCAUCGCAAUCCUCUACCAGAAUAUUUAGCUAGAGGUCUAGUGGUAUCUCUAUCAACAGAUGAUCCCCUUCAAUUCCACUUUACUAAAGAACCUCUGAUGGAAGAAUAUAGUAUAGCAGCACAAGUUUGGAAACUAUCCAGUUGCGAUAUGUGCGAGUUAGCUAGAAACAGCGUUUUAAUGUCUGGUUUUUCACAUAAGACCAAACAGUACUGGUUGGGUCCUAAUUAUACUAAAGAAGGCGUUGCUGGAAACGAUAUAGCGAGAACGAACGUACCGGAUAUAAGGGUAGCUUUUCGCUAUGAAACUCUCAUAGAUGAAUUGUCCAACAUUUUCAAACCGCAUCAGUCGAAAUGUGUUUAAACAUUUAGAUACAUCGCGUUAUCUCCAUUACCAAAAUUUCUUCUACCAGAAUCCCGACAAUAAUAAGUAUUGAAACUAAUUACUGACGCGAAACUAUGUAAGUACCAAUGUUAUUCAAUGUAACAUUGGAAUUAAUUAGUAACAUUAGUAAAACCCUCUGUUAUGUUCCAUUGAAUAUUGGAAGUGAUUCAAGGGGAUCAGUAAUUAGUUUCAAAUGAGUAGCUCCGUGUGUAGAAGACAUACAGUUAUGGAUAAAUGAGCUUAUAAUGUAAUUGUUUACAAAAGUUCCUGAAUUCUCAUUAUAAGUUACUUUGAACUAUCUGAAAUAUGUUUAUCAAAAUUUUUUUUCGCGGUUAUAGUACAGGCAAAUUAGGCGAUUUUGAGCCAAAACCUCAAAUUAAAUUGGGCGGUUUUGAUUUUCUAGAUUCUUGGAGGUUUUAGGACACUGAAUAAGUCUAGCAACUUGUAACAAAAUUACGGGUACGGAUUUUCGAAAUUUUGCGACUUUAAUCUCAAAAAAUAAACGCUAAUAACUCGAAAACUAUGAGGAAUUCGGAAAAAACUGCUGUAACAAAAAAUGUAGAGUUUUUGUAUAAAAUUGAAACUGAGAUUCUAAGCUUCAAAAUGAGUACCUACAUUUUUGUGAAAAAGAAACUAAUAAGAAGUCUGUGAAUAUUGAAGAAGUUCAUGAAAAAAGUUUUACGCGGUUACCUUGUCGGUAUUUUGGUAUGGAUAAUUUCUAGCAUUAUAACACCGCACUAAGUUGAGAUUCUUACGGUAGUAUGAAAAAACUUUCACGCGUUUACCUUUUCAGUUUUUCCGGCAUAUUUCUCGUCGUGGAAAACAGGCUGCCAUUUUCAUUUGUGGUCGGAACGAACAGCCAAAAAUACCCCGUUUUGUGAUUAACUUUUAUCUAGCGGUUUACGUACUCAAACGCCGUGUACCAAAUCGAUGCUGUUUUAUGUCUAUUAUAACAAACUAAAAUUUUAAAUUUCGUUAUCAACUAUUUUACUCACUGGACAUUUCAUGGUAUAAUUGAACAAUAUUCAAAAACACUCACAGUAAGCAAACUGGUGAAAAAUGUUUAAAAUAGAGUCACGUUUUUAGUGACUUAGGGUUUAAUAAAGCUAUAAUCAUUAUUCUUUAAGCUUUAGCCAGUCUGACUUUGUAAAUAUCAGUUAUAACAAAACACUUUGGAGGACUAUUUUUAUGUAAAAUUCAAAAAUCUACAAAUUUGAGCAGAUGUUUUUUUAUCUUAAUUUUUCCGUUUUUCCUAAAUUCAGAUUUUUAUCAACUUUUUGUCACCCCUUCCCGAGGGAUGAUUCUAAAAAAAUCUUGAUAAAUCUAUUUCGAAUAAUAGUGCAAAAUAAAUUAUAUUGAAAAUAUUCAGGAACUUACCCAGAAUUCGCAUUAGAGGACUCAUUUUCUUGGACUAAAAAUAAGGAUCUACUUUAAUCCUCCCAUCAACUUGGAGAAGAAUGUUGCGAAACAUAGACUUUCUGGGGAUGCCUCUGGUUAAGUGCUUCAUUAUUUGUACUGAUUCGCAGCAUAUGGUUGUUCUCAAUAUAUUUUUAAUUCAGAGGAAAAAUUUUCCACUUUGUAAUUACAACUUCCUUUCAUUCAUCCAUUGAUGUAUCAGACACAGGCAACAUUCACAGAUACAGAAAAUUUGUGGCAUUUAUUCAUAUAAAAGUUUGGGGCCCAGUGGCCUUGGUUCUCUACAGUUCCAUCUAUUUUGUUACUUUUCGCAGCUUCACUCCCAGUAGAUCAGAGGCAUAAGUGUUGAUAUACAAUACGAGCUUUGGAAAAAUGUUGAAUAUUUAUUUGACAAUGUUCAAAUUAUAAUUUAUUUGAAGUUGUUAAUUGUUUUAGUUCUUUUGUUUGGUUACAACAAAAACAUUUGUCAUAAAAAAUCCAUGCAAAUUGCAUUUUUAUUUGUAAUUACGAGAAAUUUUUAAGGAACAUUCUAAAAUUUUCCAAAAACAAUAUUUCUAUAAUUGUGAUGCGUUGUUUUUUAAAAUUUGUUUUAUUUAAAGUGGUUCAGAAAUUAUUUUAAUCACUUUCAGUUCUUAUGAAAAUUAUGACAUUGAAAAAAUAUAUAAUUUAUGAUUGUACUCCAAUGCAGAGUGCAUUAUUUUUUAUUGUACAUAAAGUGUAAAGACAACAAGGCUAAAUGGAUAGUAACCUACCAACGAACCUCCAAGAUUAAGGUACUACCUGAGGAAUUUAGUCUUGUGCCUGUGCCUUGACUUUUUUUUUAAAAUCCCAGUUAAUAUGUAUUAAUAUAUUUAUUCCGGUGGUCCAGAAUUAUGUACAAUAAUUUCUAAAAUUGAUAGUUCGUCCAAAAAUGAGUAAACUUUUUUAAACUGAAUAAAUCAGUGAAUUGGGGAUCUUAUUUGUUCCUGCAAAGUGUUAUGAUUAAAAAGCUAAUAUUUCGGAAGUCAAUAUAAGACGUUAUAUAUGUCUUUGAUAAACUUCAUCAUUUCAAAUUUGCCUCAGUCCACACAGUCACACACAAAUUUAUGUACUAUCACCUUAACGUCUGGUAUACACUUACCUUACAAAAGCCAUGUUUGAUAUAUUGCUUUGCUUGCUGUUGUUUUGGUUACUACGCCCGCCAAAUUUCAAGUUCUUUGUCCAUAUAAUCUUUAUGGAUACUUUGAGAAUACAAUAUCACUAAAAGACUUGACCUUUGAUGACAUUUUUCGGCUGUUCCUUGAAUAAAAAGUUGCUUUCUUCAUAUCUGAGGUAGGUCUCGUUGCCUACCAUCCAAAUUAAGGUGAUGUCCAGCUCCAUUUCUUUUAGGUUAUGUUUACAAUCCUUGACGUAACUUAAAUUUAAUAUUCUGGGUCUUUUAUACCAAGUAAAUCACUGUUUUCAUUUUUGUUUAUCAUUGAUGCCUAUUUUGCUUUUAAUUUUGUUUUUUUUUUUAAUAAUCACCGAGGAAAGAUGAAGAGAGGUAAUUGCUUUUUUUAAGAACUUUUCGAUUAACAUGCUUCUUGAUUUUCCUUUAUUUUUAAACUCCAUACACAAGAAGUUGGUAAAAUUGAUAUAUGCUAUCGCCUACUCCAUUCCAUAAGAAUUAGAGUAAAUAUAAAGAGCAAGAUUCAGUGUCUUAAUUUUCAAUUAAUUCACAAAAUUUGUUUCCUCCGAUUUUUCAAUGCCAAAAUGUAAUAAUUUGAACUUAGCUAUAUUUUUGAUUCAGUGUGAUCGAAAAUGUAAUUUAAUAACCUCACUUACAUUUAAUUCAUAUGGUAUGAGAUAGAUGAUGGUGUAAUAAAAUAUGAAAUUAGUUUGGAAGAAACAAUAAGGUUUUUAAUCACUUUUUUUAAGGGUUAUAUUUCCCUUAUUAUUUGGGAAAGAAAUUACCGUGAAGAAGUACUUGUAGAAAUUGAUGUAUAGAAAUUUGGACAACUUUAUAUAAUUGGGAACGUUUUAUAACAUUAUAAUAUUCUUAUACUUCCUUUGUAGGUAUUAGUAUUUACUUAUAUUCAAUAGUUGAAAUAGGAUUGUGAUGAAAUAAAGCCUUACUUACAUUAGUAAUCUCAUGAAUAUAACAACGCACGAGUCGCGCUCCGCGGCGUAUGGUAGAAUGAACAGUUUGCGGGAUAGUUCGGAUUUGAUCGCGGAAACCGUUGCGGAUGUCGUUACGAAAGUUUCCACUAUAAAAAUGGUAACUAUCUAGUCCUAGUAUAAAUUUAUUUUGAAAAAAAAAUUGUAAGUAUUAUGGAUUAGGUAACAGUAUAUCUAUGAAAAUAAUUAUAUUUAAAUUAGAGUUUUGGAAACAUGUCCUAACAAUGUUAAGGAUCCAAGAGAAUUCACUACUUACAAUAAUUUUACCGUGGUUGUCCCUUAAUAUUUUGGGUCCAUAUGGUCUAUUCUCUAUUUAAAAUUGAUUGACAAUGUAUUUACCAAAUGUUAUUCAAAUAAUUAACUUUCACCUCCAAAUUAUAGUAAACUAAAAAUGAAAUGUUUAAUAUCUUGAAAGAAUAGAAUUUUUGUCUUUAAAACGAAAAAAAUUAGGUUAUACUAUGAGGUUAUUCAUCUCAUCUGUUUUCAUUCAUAUGUCCGUUAAAUACUUCGUACUUUUCAUUUUCCAUAACGACAGGAGAUUUAAAUUUUCGUAAUAUCCAUUUCAUUUAAAUAUUUUUCAAGUGUAAAACUCAUUUUUUUUACGACAUUUAAAUAAAUCCAAAUUAUAAUAUUAGUUUUAAACUUGGGAAACUGUUCGUAGUCGUGAUUGGUAUUUCAAGUCAUAUCGAGAUGUUAUGCCAGUACAUUGUCAUACAUACCAUAAUAUUUUGAGGAAACAGAGCAUAAGAAACUCAAUGUUAAAUUUGGGUUAGCUACUUGUGCUCGACCCUUCUGUAUUCCUGCUUUUUAUUACUGUUGCAAUGAAAAACAAUUAUAAGUUCAACAAUAAUGAAAAGCAGGUACACAGAAAGUCCGAAAAGGAUCGAGCGUCGGGGGGCGCUCGGGGUUCACAAGCGCAGGUAGCUGACCCAAAUAUAACAUGACGGAACGGUGUUUCCUCAAAACCUUACGGUAUAUUCUUAUACAAACUAACGUCUACUCGAUCGCGAUUCGCUGCUCGUGCUUUUGUUGAUUAAAUGUUGAUAGUUGAUCGGAUUAUAUUGAUAUUUUUGUAAAAUUUUUGUAUCCUUUUUUUAUUUCAUAAUCAUUAAUUACUCUAGAUAUUAUAAGAGAAUUGUUGUAAUAUGUCAUUGAUAUUUAGUUCUUUUUUUUAUUAUAGUUCUAUAUAAAUGUUUAAUCAUCCCCAGUUAACUAUAUAAUGAAUUAAUGUCUGAAUUAUUCAUUUUUACGAUUGUUGUGAUAAUUGUUUAAAAAAAUAAAAUUUAUGCAGU